Xiphophorus hellerii (green swordtail) is the source of this 5151-nucleotide messenger RNA. RefSeq names its product up-regulator of cell proliferation. NCBI's taxonomy places the organism in Eukaryota, Metazoa, Chordata, Actinopteri, Cyprinodontiformes, Poeciliidae. The record is from RefSeq and is a predicted model, not a curated record. Gene Ontology annotation, molecular function: GTP binding. The coding region runs from base 129 to 5042 and encodes 1637 amino acids. The transcript has 5 exons.
AAAGAGAUAAAAAGAGAGAUAAAGACAAAAACAUUGUUGGAAAGACAGUACUCAGGGGCAUCUUCUGAAAUGAGAGAAGCUGCAUAAAUAAUCAACACAACAGUGGUGUUAGAGCGUUUGGUUCCACAAUGGAGGAACUCUACCCUGAAGAUUUAACUGAGAACCUUUAUGGCGAGGGAGAAGAGGACACUGUGUCAACAUGUGCUGACUCUGAUGCUGACAAUAAAAAGAUUGGUGCAUAUGAUAAAGCGACAUGCCUUUAUGGCGAGGGAGAAGAGGACACUGCGUCAACAUGUGCUGACUCUGAUGCUGACAAUAAAAAGAUUGGUGCAUAUGAUAAAGAGACCAACCUUGAGAGCCUUUUGGAGGAUCUGGGGAUGGAGCAGUACCACAGAGAGAAGCUAUCACUAAGCCAGAUACUUGGGAUUGAUGGGAAGACAAUUACUGAUGACCCUGGUGAAUGUAAAUUAAAUGUCCCAUUGCAUUUUCUUAAGAAACUGAUGAUGGUUAAUGUGACUGCUAGGAAUGUGAGGUGUGGUGUAUCAACUGACUCAAAGGAUCCUCUGUUUGAUUCAAACUGUGAUGAUACAUCAGAGACUGCAGAGAGCAAUCUUGAUUAUCUAUUUGAGAGCCCAAAUAAGGCUGAAACGUUUAAUCCUCUUGAUAUAAUCACUGCUCUCUUCCUGUGUUCUGAUGGGUUUGUUCAUCAAGAACUGGCUCUAAAAAUGUCCAUGUGUCAGUUCUCUGUUCCUCUGCUGCUUCCUAACUGUGAUACACAGCAGUGCACCCUCAUGCUGUGGGCCAUGAGAGACAUUGUUAAGAAGUACAGACCUUCAAAUCUUUCAGAAUCAAAAGGUUUCAUAGAAGAAAGAAUAGUUCUUUCUGAACUUCCAAUGAUCUCAUUUGUGAGACUGGGUGAGUGCUCUCUGUCCAAAUCAGAGAUCCUCAAUAAACUUCUGAGUAACUCUCAGCAAUACCAUGACACCUUUGUUCACCGUGACAUGGAGAGUGGAGACAUUCAGAGAAGAAUAUCCAAUGGACUGACUGAAAUGACCUGGUACCUUCCUUGUGGAAACAAAAACAUGGACAUCUUCAGUGAACCAGUUGCUAUAGCUAACCUUCGUGGAGACAUUGCUUCACAUGAAACACAAUUUUCCUUCUUGUGUCAGACAUCUGCUGCGGUUUUUAUAUUUUGUGAUCAGUUGGAAUCUGAGUGCAAACUGCUGACAAACAAAAACCACAAAGCUCAGAUCUUUUUGGUGGGAAACCAACAAAGCAAACACUUCAGAGUUGAUUCUGUUAAAAAAUUGAUAGCCAGUCUGGCCUUGACUCAAAACAACAUUCUAAUAAAGACAAAACAAACAAAUGGUGCAGAUUUUGUUAAACUACUGAGGAAAAGAGUCGGUGAUGUGGUUAAUAACUCACAGAGUAAAAUGUCUGUAGAGCAGAUGGCUGAUGUUGCACAUGAACUGGGAAUCACAGUUGAUGAAGAUUCUCCAGAGUGCCAAGAUGGAAAGAUGAAAGCUGAUGAAAUCACUGCAGAGAUUAAAGACAUCAUGAAAUACAAAGAAGAUCAACUUCCUUUACAAGGUCAAUUGUGGAAGAAAUUUACUUGUUUGGAAAAGGAAGAAUUUCGUCUUCGAAAUGUUGGUUCUGAAGACAUAGAACAUUACAAAUGCAAACUUCAGAGAGAGAGAAAUGAGCUGAGGCAACAGCAGAGUGCUUAUUGGAUGUCUAAAGCAAUGAUUUGUUUCAUCGCUGCACUAUCCAGCCCGGAAACAGAGAGGCGCUACUUCCUGAAAUGGAUGAGAAUAAACCUUGAUAACCAGUCUCACAUAAAACUGUCUAACCUGAGGGAAAUGUACAAAAAGAAGUUCAGGGAUUCUAAAAACAAGCAGGAGAUCAAAGAUGUAGACCAACAACUUUCCAGCAGCUCACUGGGAGUUGAGCACUUCUUCCGUGAAAUGGGUCAGAUCUACGAAGCUUCUCUUUCUCUUCCAAAAACAGACCUAUCACGUCAACAACUACAACAUCUGCCCAAACUCUGUGCUCAGUUGUUGCUGGAUGGAUUUCCUCUUGAGCUUGUAGAUGGAGAUGCUUCCAACAUUCCUCUCAGAUGGGUGAGUGAUGUUCUCUCUCAGCUCAAUGACUUGGUGUCUCCAAAGAACAAGAUCCUGGUCGUCACAGUUCUUGGAGUUCAGAGCACAGGGAAGUCCACUCUCCUUAACACCAUGUUUGGAGUCCAGUUUGCAGUCAGCAGUGGUCGAUGCACUAGAGGUGCCUUCAUGCUGCUCAUCAAAGUCAAUGAAGACUUCAAGAAAGUUCUCAACUGUGACUUCAUGGUGAUCAUCGACACUGAAGGCUUAAAGUCACCAGAGCUAGCACAGCUGGACAACAGCUAUGAACAUGACAAUGAGCUGGCAACACUUGUUGUUGGUCUGAGUGACAUCACCAUUAUCAAUGUUGCAAUGGAGAAUUCAACAGAGAUGAAAGACAUCCUGCAGAUAGUGGUGCAUGCUUUCCUCAGGAUGAAGGAAGUUGGCAAAAAGCCUCAAUGUCAGUUUGUUCACCAGAACGUUUCUGAUGUUUCAGCUCAUGAGAAGAACCUGAGAGACAGGAAGCUGCUGUUAGAACAGCUGAAUGAGAUGACCCAGGCAGCAGCUAAAAUGGAGAAGAAAGAGAAGAACAAGAACUUCACUGAUGUGAUGGAGUAUAAUCCAGACACUGGGAACUGCUACAUUCCUGGACUCUGGAAUGGAAACCCACCAAUGGCUCCAGUCAAUGCAGGAUACAGUGAGACUGUCUAUGAACUCAAGAAAAACAUCAUCCAACAGCUGGGAAAGUGUGGGUCAACUUCUAAUAACAUCUUGGGGUUCAGAGAGUGGAUAACCAGCCUGUGGAACGCAGUAAAACAUGAAAACUUCAUCUUCAGCUUCAGAAACAGCCUGGUGGCUGAUGCUUACAUGAGGCUCUGCUCAGAGUAUAACAAAUGGGAGUGGGAGUUCAAAAAGGAAAUGUACACCUGGGUUAUCAAAGCAGAGACAAAAAUUUCCAAUUUUGGUUCAUUUACUGCAACAUCUGAAAUAUCUGACAUGAAGGAAUUCAUCAUUGAGCUGAAAAGUGAAGCAACCACAGAGCUGACCAAGUGGGAGACAAAGAUCCUUGAAAACCUGAAGAAAUACUUUGAGCAGCCAGAAGGUCAUGUUUAUCUGAUUGAAGGAUACAGAGAGGAUUUCUCCAACAGUAUAAAGAGUCUUCGACAAGAAACUGAAAGAUCAGUGUUCAACCAGAUCACAGCAGCAGCUGAUAUCAAGCAAAGAAUGAAAGAACUCGACAAAAUCAAGGCCACUUGUACUGAAAAAAUUAAAAAAGCAGUUUGUGAUUUAAUUGAUGAAUGUCGUAAGAAAAGAGUUGAAAUGACUGACACAGAGCUUGAUGAAAGUUUUGAUAAGAUGUGGACUGAAACACUGAACACCUUGUCUUUCCCUAAACAGCAGACUUCAGAUAUCUUCUCCAGUGUGUCCCUUGAGUUACGAACAAAUCUUUCACACAAGGGAAGCCAUGCAUGUGAACUGCUGAGUAAAAAAAGUCUAAAAGACUGUGGAAUGGAGCCUUUUACAUACAAACAUAAAGGAGUGGGUGAAAACAUCAAAACUGCUUUUAGACUAUUUUUUACCUGGACGGAUCUAAUAAGGGCAAGACAAAAGAUUGCUGACAACAUCAUAUCUGCUUGCAAUGACUGUAUUACUGAUAAAAUCAAUAGAAAAACCAAUUAUCACGAUACUUACAUCCAGGAGAUUCUUCAUAUCAUUGAUGAGAGGCUGAACAAAGCUGAUGUUGACACUGACAUUGAGUUUGAGGUGUCUCUGAAACAACACAUAUGUGGAUUUGCAGCCAGAAAGUUUCAGAAAAUUCAUGAAGAUUUUAUCCAAGAAAAUGAUCCUUACAGAUGUCUGCAGAAAAACAAGGAAAAGUUCUGCACAGACUUCAAAGAUGUGUUUCAUGAAAGAGACCAAUCCCAGAGGAAAGCUCAAGAAUUCACCAACCAAUGUCUGAAACCUGCUGUUGAAUAUUUCAUCUAUCGUUCUCUUGGUCCUGAUAUUGUUGAUAAAAUGCUGACAAGAAAAGAGUUCAGCACACGAAUGUCCUUCCAGUAUUCAAUUUUAAUGGAUCUGAUCUCAAAAAGUGACUUUGUAAGCUUUAAGAGCUACAUUUGUUCAUAUGAAGAAUAUGUAAAACUGUGGAUUUCUAGAAGAAUAAAGGAGACAUUCUCCUCUCAGUCUGCAGUCUGUGAGUUUGAAGAGAGACAUCUUAAGACCUGCAUCAACCACAUAAAUGAUGCCAUUAAAAAGGCAAAAACAGAAAACACUGACAGUCUGAGAACAUUUGCUGUCAAGAUCUGCACAGAACUUGGUGAUAAAUUGGUAAUUUCCCAGGAUGCUCUUGAUGCCUUCAUGGUUCUGAACAAUGCUGACCAGGAACAGUUUGGUCACUGGCUCAGCAAGUGUGUGCAGGAAAUGACAGAAGCUCUUGGAGAAAAGUUUAAAAACACAAACUUUGACACAAAACUCUCACACUUCCACAUAAAACCAAAGAAUGAGCUUUUUAACAGAGUGAUUGGUUGUGGCAAACAGUGUCCAUUCUGCAAAAUACCCUGUGAUGCAGGUGGAGAAGCCCACACUCAACACUUUGCUUCUCUGCAUCGUCCAGAUGGAUUAGGUCAGUACAGGUAUGAAGGCUCUGGGAAACUCACGACUGAUGUCUGCACUUCUCUUGUUAUCAGUGACAAUCGUUUUCGCUGCAGAGCCACAAAGAACGAAUUGCAUAAUUACAAACAAUAUCAAGAGAUUUACCCAGACUGGGAUAUUCGUCCAGAUGGAAGCCUUGAGGCAUCAGAUUAUUGGAAAUAUGUGAUGAAAACAUACAACAAGGAAUUUGCUAAAGCAUAUGACGCACUGCCUGCUGGCAUUCCUGAUGCUUGGAAGAGAAUCACAAAAGAACAGGCAGAGGAAAGCCUCAAGAAAUCAUUCAACACCAAGUGAAAUUAUAAUUGAACAUAAUUAUUAUUAUGUUCAAGUGAAACAUGAGUUACAAGAACUCUACAUGGUCCUUGCAUGUAGAGUAUUUUUGUCCUUUCUUGAACUCCCCCUA